Messenger RNA from Elgaria multicarinata webbii, 4834 nucleotides. It is a transcript of the gene SRPK1, whose product is annotated as SRSF protein kinase 1. Gene Ontology annotation, cellular component: nucleus; cytoplasm. Gene Ontology annotation, molecular function: ATP binding; protein serine/threonine kinase activity. The coding region runs from base 1 to 2277 and encodes 758 amino acids. The transcript is spliced from 16 exons. Lineage: Eukaryota; Metazoa; Chordata; Lepidosauria; Squamata; Anguidae. Gene Ontology annotation, biological process: spliceosomal complex assembly; intracellular signal transduction; peptidyl-serine phosphorylation. The record is from RefSeq and is a predicted model, not a curated record.
AUGGGAAAGGGAGAGGCGGGCGAGGCUCCUGAUGUGCGGCUCCAGCUUCUCAUGCAGAGCAGGGGGCGGUGCCGCACCCGUUUGGAAGAGCCAGGAGGAGUGGCUUUCCUGAGCAGCCCCAGCUCGGAAGGAAGUGACAGCAGCGGCGUGGAGGAGAUUUGGUGGCGCGCGCAACGGCGCGCCAAGAUACCGACCAUACGCACGCGCCAACCGGCUCGCCCGCGCCCAGCGCAGGCGCAGGGAAGAUCUUUAGAGCGCACGCGCGGGGGCUCGGGGGGGCUGCCGACUCUGGCCGCCAUGGAGCGGAAAGUUCUAGCACUGCAAGCCCGAAAAAAGCGGACCAAAGCCAAGAAAGAAAAGGCCCAGAGAAAGCCUGAAACUCAACAUCGAGGCCCUGCCACUCAUUCAGAAAAUGAUCUCCCUGAGCAAGAAGAGGAAAUCCUGGGAUCAGAUGAUGACGAGCAGGAAGACCCCAAUGAUUAUUGCAAAGGGGGCUAUCAUCUUGUAAAAAUAGGGGAUCUGUUCAAUGGAAGAUACCAUGUGAUCCGGAAACUGGGAUGGGGACACUUUUCCACAGUGUGGUUGUCUUGGGACAUCCAGGGGAAGAGGUUUGUGGCAAUGAAAGUUGUAAAGAGUGCUGAACACUACACAGAAACAGCAUUGGAUGAAAUCAAACUGCUAAAAUCUGUCCGCAACACUGACCCAGAUGAUCCAAAUAGAGAGAGGGUGGUUCAGUUAUUAGAUGACUUCAAAAUUUCAGGAGUGAAUGGUUCCCAUAUUUGUAUGGUAUUUGAAGUUUUAGGGCAUCAUCUUCUGAAAUGGAUCAUCAAAUCGAAUUAUCAGGGGCUUCCACUACUCUGUGUAAAAAGAAUCAUCCACCAGGUUUUGCAAGGGCUGGAUUAUUUGCAUGCCAAGUGUCGAAUUAUCCAUACUGAUAUUAAACCAGAAAACAUUCUGCUGUGUGUUAAUGACCAGUACAUCCGCAGACUAGCUGCUGAGGCAACAGAGUGGCAAAGAUCUGGAGCCCCCCCUCCUUCUGGCUCUGCAGUGAGUACUGCACCACAGCCUAAACCAGCUGACAAAAUGUCCAAAAAUAAGAAAAAGAAAUUGAAAAAGAAACAGAAACGGCAAGCAGAGCUGCUGGAGAAACGAAUACAGGAAAUUGAGGAGAUGGAGAAAGAAGCAAGCCCGCCGGAAGCACAGCCUGAAGAGCAGGAAGAGGUUCCAAGACCCCUUGAGCUACUCUUAAAAGAGAGCCCCCCAGAUGAAGGGCUAUCAGGAAAGACAGAUGACAUUUCUCUUGUGACAGAGCAAACUAUCUUAAUGGAGGGGGUUGAAAAAUGCAUAACCGAAAUCAACUGCAAUGGAAUGGUGCAAAUGGCUACCUUCUCCGAUUCAAUGAACCAAGUGUCAGUGAGACUCGAGGAAGACCUUCAUAAUGCCAACGAUUGCAGUGGUCCCUCUCAGGAGCAGGAAGAGGAUGAGAGCUGUGCUUACAGCCAAAGUAAUGGUGGCUCAGAGAACACGAUACAGGAGCCAAUAUCAGGCUCCUGUGUGCCCUUACUUUCGGAGGUUCUGGAUUCAAUGGUAUGCCAGGGGACCUCAAGUGAUGAACAGUAUUUCAGCGAGCAACAGAUCAGCAACUUACAAGAGAGCAUCAGGGCAGAAAUACCUUCAGAGGAUGAGAAUGAGAAUAAUGGGUCCUCUGAGAACAGUAAAGGAAAAUCUGCUGCUGGAAAUUUCCUCCUUAAUCCUCUUGAGCCUGUGAAUGCUGAAAAGCUCAAAGUGAAGAUAGCUGAUCUAGGAAAUGCAUGUUGGGUGCAUAAACACUUCACUGAGGACAUCCAGACCAGGCAGUACCGAUCCUUGGAAGUACUCAUUGGAGCGGGCUAUAGCACCCCAGCUGAUAUUUGGAGCACAGCCUGCAUGGCCUUUGAACUGGCUACGGGUGACUAUCUGUUUGAGCCUCAUUCUGGUGAAGAUUACUCACGGGAUGAAGAUCACAUUGCAUUGAUUAUAGAACUCCUGGGAAAAAUACCUCGCAAACUCAUUGUGGCUGGAAAAUACUCUAAAGAGUUUUUCACCAAAAAAGGUGAUCUGAAGCACAUCACCAAACUGAAACCAUGGGGCCUUUUCGAAGUUUUGGUGGAGAAAUACGAGUGGGCCCAAGAUGAGGCAGCUGCAUUCACAGACUUCUUAUUGCCUAUGCUGGAGCUGAAUCCCGAGAAGAGAGCGACAGCGGCACAGUGUCUCAGGCACCCCUGGCUGAAUUCCUAGAAGCUGCAGCCUGAAACCGCGGCCCUAUAGUUGGGUUUACAGCAUAAUAUAUAUACACACACACCUAGAUGUCCCAGAUCCCCCUUCUCCCGGGUCAGUUUUUUCCUUGUUGAAUUUCAGAGCGAAGCUUCUCCUUGAGAGCUUUUGAGAUUUUAGAUAAAUCUAACUGUUCAUGUGAGUUUGUGUACGCGACUCAGUAGGGACUAUUGUCAGCCAGUGGGCGUCCAAUAUGUUUUGCUGUGAUUGGAGUUUGCCAAAGAGUUUUAUGGGAAUGUGAAAUUACCCCCUGGCCCUCUUCCUUACUCAAGUACCUUCCCCUGAAAGUGUGGGGAAAUCUCCAUUGGGACACACUCCCUUAACUAUAUUGCAGUCAUCCCAAGGGGGAUGUGAAGAGCUGUGAAUCCCUCCUUAGCUCACUGACUCCAGGAGUCAUUUUCUUAGUGCACAUCCAGUUGCUGACAGUAAGAGGAGAAAUGGCAGAUGGCACCAAGGUGGUAGCUCCAUGUGGAGCACUGAACUCUACUCGACUCAUUCCUUUGGUGUCUGCUCUGCUGCUUGGGUAAUGUUUCUUGUUUGUUGUUCCUCUUUUCAGACAUACUUUUCUCUAGUUUUAGCCAUUUUGAAACAACCUAUAUGAAAGUGUAUAUUUUAGCACCACUUUUGUUCCCUCGGUGUUCAGGUGACUUUCUGAGUCCGGUGAAAUAAGCUGCUCUCCAAAGCUGGAGCGUGUGGAUUUGAAUAAGUUUCACGAGGAAAAUGAAAGCAAACAGGAGUUGGUUAAAUUAACAGCCCCUCCAAUACAGAUCUAUGCAUUUGUUGGCUGUGGAAGGGCAGCCAGGUUGCCCACGUUCUAUGCCAGGCCUGCCCAACAUGCAGCCCUGGCCAAUAUAUGUUGCAUGCCAGCUGUGUAUUUUGGCCCCAAAGGUGCUUGAUAUCAGAACAGGUUUCUGCAACCCAAACCCUGCAAAAACAGUGGGCUUACCAAGUAUGUGGCAGGCCACCUAUUACAUCGGUCUGCCUCAUGCCAUCACGUCGGCCUUGUGUGAAAUUGUAUUUUUAGUAGAGAGCAGUUAGUUUUCAGUCUAGAAAAAUAGGAUAUAUCCUUAUUCUUUAGCAGUAAGGAAAGAUGCUGUUAGUGGCUGUCUUUCCAGCCAUACUUUAUGCCCAGACUUUGUACCACCGCAUUUCGAAAGGUUAAUGAAUGUAAAGGUAUCUACCCUGUUAACUUGUCCAAGGUGCUGGACUCUAGAAAUGACCUUUCUGAAUAGAAAUUCUUUUUUUUUUAAUGUAUUAACAUCAGGGCAAAUAAUCUAGGGAAAGAGUAGUCCGAUUUCCCCUUCCCCCAAGAGGUGAAGUGUCAAAUUCUGUUUUUCAGCAUCAUUACAAAUAUGAUUGCUCAACAGAAUGCAACAUAAGAUUUUAAACUCCUAGGAAAGGGGGUUAGUUGUGACUGACUCUUGUAGGCGUUUUUAUUUUAUUAGAAAGGUAUGUAAUACUUGCUAGUUUUACAAUGAGUAUCUCCCAAGCUUCCCCAGGUUAUUAGAAAAAAAUAUCCCCUGCAUCCUCUUGUAAUGUUAGGUUUGGAGAUGUUGGGAUUUGCAACGGCCCUUCCUGACCAUGGACCAAAUAGGCCUUCGAGGUUACAAAAUUCUCCAAGGCUGGAAACUGUUGGAGGACUCAGACUUGCAGGCACUGUGUGGGGCAAUUUAAUGCAAAAGCUACCGGCAGUGAGACACGCUUCUCAGGUGUUUUCUCUGUGUGAGAAUUCCGAGUUUGUAGUAAUCUUUAGGGAUCCGCCUCCUCCCCUGCUUUACUAAAAAAAAUCUAGUGCAGUUUUAUUUUUUGUUCCUUUAAAAACUGUGCGUGCAACCACCAUAUCCCCAUUGCUUUCCAAUUUGGCCACUGUGUCAUACGAUGCCUGACUGGUGCUUUAGCAAACUGUGCUGCAUGUCCGUUUAGGAGAUCUUAAGUAAGGUUCUGUAUGCGCAACCUUAAAGAUGAAAAGGAAAAAGUUCCAAAAGUUUUAAUGAUAUUCCUGUUAUCUGGAGUAUCUUCCUCACCUCCCGAAAGCACUUCUGUGCCUGUCUAUAAAAAUAUUUAGGAUGGGACUAGAAUGUAUAAUAAUACUUUCUCUUUGAAUACUGUGAAGACUUGCUGGCAGGGAGAAUUGAAUUUCCGGUGUCAACGCAACCUAGUUUGCUUCAACAUCCUGACUACCCGAAAGGAACAAAAUGUUCACAGUUGGAAGGGGGGGCUGCAUCUCUUGGUUUUAUUUUAGGUUCCCUCCACAGAAGAAGGCUGCCGCCGCCUCUUUUGCACUAAAAGAGAAGAUCUGGGGUAAUACAAGAGGUACCUUGUCAGGAUUGCCUAUGUAUUCUGUGACUCAACAUCGGAUUCACUCAACUUCCAAAUUGCCAUAAAGUGCUCACGAACUGAUUUGUACUUGUUUUGUUGGCCUAAACCCUGAAGGAAAAAAAUACAUUUUUAUUCUUUCUAUUGGGUGCAUUGUCUUUUUUUCUUUGUAAAUGCAGCACAAUAAACAGAUUAUUAAAUAAUC